Messenger RNA from Sorex fumeus (smoky shrew), 1755 nucleotides. Its product is annotated as cytochrome P450 2J2-like. The record is from RefSeq and is a predicted model, not a curated record. Gene Ontology annotation, biological process: xenobiotic metabolic process. NCBI's taxonomy places the organism in Eukaryota, Metazoa, Chordata, Mammalia, Eulipotyphla, Soricidae. Gene Ontology annotation, cellular component: intracellular membrane-bounded organelle; cytoplasm. The transcript has 10 exons. Gene Ontology annotation, molecular function: oxidoreductase activity, acting on paired donors, with incorporation or reduction of molecular oxygen, reduced flavin or flavoprotein as one donor, and incorporation of one atom of oxygen; iron ion binding; heme binding. Bases 1 to 1755 code for a protein of 584 amino acids.
AUGCUUACCAUCUCCGAAGCAUUACUGAGCUGCUUGCACAUCACCGAUUCAUUUAUCCACCAGAGCAGCCAGGCUAAGCUCUGCCACCCGGAUCAUCUGGGUGCGUGUAUCAGGACCCAGCGCAGACGGGGAGGGAGCGCCCAGAGCAAACCGAGAGAGGCGGGACAGGGAGGGGCAGCCCGGGAUUGCGGCGACCGCAGUGACUACUCAGACCUCAGACAGAGAGCAGAGCCACUUGUCCCAGCCGCGCUCCAGACCAUGGGUUUCCUGGAGACCGCGCUCUGGACAGUGCUCCAUGCGCGCACUCUCCUGCUGGGCGCUGUCGCCUUCCUGUUCUUCGCUCAUUUCUUCAGAAAGCGGCGCCCCAAGAACUGCCCCCCGGGGCCCCCGGGCUUGCCCUUCCUGGGAAACUUAUUCCAGAUGGACUUUAAGCAGCCGCACUUGCAGAUUCAGCAGUUUGUGAAGAAAUAUGGGAAUGUUAUGAGCAUGGAGUUUGGUGACAUAUACUCAGUCCUUAUAACUGGACUUCCCUUGAUCAAAGAGGCCCUUGUUCACCAGGACCAGCAGUUCAUAAACCGCCCUGUGACCCCUAUCCGUGAGCAUGUUUUUAAGACAAAGGGAUUGAUCAUGUCCAAUGGCCAGACAUGGAAGGAGCAAAGAAGGUUUACCCUGACAACGUUAAGGAACUUUGGUUUAGGAAAGAAGAGCUUAGAGGAACGUAUUCAGGAGGAGGCACGCUACUUUGUCCAGUUUAUAAAGGAAGAAAACGGACAACCUUUUGACCCUCACUUCAAGAUCAACAAUGCAGUUUCCAAUAUUAUUUGUUCAGUCAUCUUUGGCGAGCGCUUUGAGUACCAGGAUGAAAAAUUUCAGGAGCUGUUGAAGCUGCUGGAUGAUGCCAUAUGUCUGGAAACUUCUGCCUGGUGCCAGUUCUGUGAUGCAUUUCCAAUAAUAAUUGAUCUCUUGCCUGGACCCCAUCGGACACUCUUCAAAUACUGGGAAAAACUAAUAAUGUUUGUUGCUCAAGUGGUAGAAAACCACAGGAAAGACUGGAAUCCUGCUGAGACAAGAGAUUUUAUUGAUGCUUAUCUCAAGGAAAUGGAAAAGCAUAAAGGUGACACUGCUUCCAGCUUCAAUGACGAAAACCUCAUCUACACCACCCUGGACAUCUUCUUCGCUGGAACUGAGACAACUUCGACAACAUUGCGCUGGGCUCUGCUCUACAUGGCCCUCUACCCAGACAUCCAAGAAAAAGUACAUGCUGAGAUCGACAGAGUGAUUGGCCAGACGCAGCAGCCAAGCAUGGAACUUCGAGAAUCCAUGCCCUACACCCAGGCAGUAAUCCACGAGGUGCAAAGAAUGGGAAACAUUGUCCCCUUAAACGUGCCCAGGGCAGUAACAGCAGAUACCACCCUGGGUGGGCACCACCUGCCCAAGGGGACCAUGGUCUUAACCAACCUGACUGCACUGCACAAAAACCCUGCAGAAUGGGCCACCCCUGACACAUUCAAUCCGGAACAUUUUCUGGAGAACGGACAGUUUAAGAAAAGGGAAGACUUCCUUCCUUUCUCCAUAGGAAAGCGGGCAUGCCCUGGAGAACAGUUGGCUAGGACUGAAUUGUUUAUUUUCUUCACUUCGCUCAUGCAGAAGUUUACUUUCAGGCCCCCAGACAAUGAGCAGCUGAGCCAGAAGUUCAGGAUGGGCCUCACCAUUGCCCCUGUCAAAUACCGAAUCUGUGCUCUCCCCAGGGCUUAG